Molecule: messenger RNA, 1780 nt
Organism: Leptopilina boulardi
Lineage: Eukaryota; Metazoa; Arthropoda; Insecta; Hymenoptera; Figitidae
Gene: Hacd2
Product: very-long-chain (3R)-3-hydroxyacyl-CoA dehydratase
Exons: 5
Coding region: 274-1374 (366 amino acids)
Biological process (GO): very long-chain fatty acid biosynthetic process; fatty acid elongation; sphingolipid biosynthetic process
Cellular component (GO): endoplasmic reticulum membrane
Molecular function (GO): 3-hydroxyacyl-CoA dehydratase activity
Source: RefSeq, a predicted model, not a curated record
AGCCCAGUUACCCAUCUCUGCCUUUAAAAGUCAAAACUCUUUUAACCUCGAAAUUAAUAAUGUUUUUUUAAUUAAAUUUUUUACUGUAGAGAAAACAGUUAUAUCACAAUUUUACUUGCAAUUUUUUAUUUAAAUAGAUUUUAACUUUGAAUUUUAAAAAGAAAAAAAUAAAUAUUCACUAUACUUAUUUCUUUUUUUAUCUUUUGUAAGCAAUUGUUCUCACAGUUUAGCUGGUUUAAAUUUUAUUAUUUGUUUUUAAUAGUUUUGUAAACAAUGCCCGAGUGUUUUAGUCCAUUUGUAUUUUGGGCCCAAACAUCAGAACAUAUUUCGCUUAAAAUCGACCUUAACAAUGCAAGGAAUGUUAAUGUUGAAAUUGAGGAAAAAAGAUUGAAAUUUUUUGCUCAUGGACGAGGUGCAAGGGGUCCUAACGAUUAUGGUUUUAGUCUCGAUUUUCAUUCAGCUAUCAAUCCUGAGGAAAGCAACUAUAAAGUUAUUGAUCGACAAGUUGACUUUGUCUUGAUAAAAGAAACAAAUGGUUGGUGGCCACGAUUAACUAGCCAACCGCAAAAACCAUCAUGGUUAAAAAUUGAUUUUGAUAAAUGGAAAACAGAAGAUAUUGACGAUAAUGACGAUGAGAAACGUGACGUUCAACAAGAUUAUCCCGAUAUGUAUGACAAAUUACACAAAGAGGAAUUUGGCUACAGACGAGAGGAUUAUAAGAAGGUUUAUCUUAUAUUUUAUAAUCUAAGUCAAUUUAUUGGAUAUUUUUAUAUUCUUUCUGUGAUGGGUAUAAAAUAUUCACGUGAUGGUCCAGAUUCAAUGAAAGACACAUAUCAAAUAGUGGGAAGUAUAAUGAAAUUUGUGCAAAUUCUCCAAUAUCUAGAAGUGAUGCAUCCAAUAUUUGGUUACGUAAAGGGAAAUGCAUUUAUACCAUUUCUGCAAAUAUCAGGUCGUACAUUUGUUCUUUUUUGUAUGAUAGAGGCCGAGCCAAGAAUGCAAACUAAACCCGUUGUUUUUUAUGUUUUCGUUGUAUGGUCAGUUAUUGAAAUUGUUCGAUAUCCAUAUUAUUUGAGUCAAUUGUUAAAUGUUGAAAUAACAAUUUUAACAUGGAUGAGAUAUACAAUGUGGAUACCGCUUUAUCCACUUGGUUUUCUUUGUGAAAGUAUUAUUAUUCUUCGUAAUAUUCCAUAUUUUGAGGAAACAUUAAAAUUCACCGUCUCCAUGCCAAAUAGUUGGAAUUUUGCUUUUCAUUUUCCAAGUGUAUUGAGAAUUUAUCUUCUUGUUUUGUGUUUACCCGGUAUGUAUACUAUGAUGAAACAUAUGAGGAAUACGAGAUUGAAAAAACUCGGUGCCUCAAGAAGAAAAGUCAAAUAAUUUAAUUCAAAAUAUGGAGGAGAAAUAAUUUAUUCAUUUCUAUAUAUUUAUAAAAAUAUUGUGGAAAAAGUAAGACUCGCUUUUUAAAAAGUGUAUCUUUAAAAAUAUCUUUUAAAAAACUAUUUUUCCUACAAUAUUUUUAUCGUAAGAAUCUUAUAUAUAUAUAGGUAUAUAUAAAAGUCAUUACUUAUAGCAUUUUUACAUGCACUGCUUGAAAAUGUUUUUUGAUAUCAAAUUUUUAUGUGGAAAUAUUUAUUAACUCUUUCAGAAACCGGUGUGUAGGUAUUAAUUUUUUCUUUCAAAUUUUUUGUGUAUUGAAAUCACAAACUCUUUUAUAAAUCAAAAAAAAACCUUUAUAGAUUUAAAAAAAUUAAAUUUUUUUUUACAUUUAAUUUUGACGAAAAUA